AUGACGGGAACUAGCAUCGCGCACCAUUUCCUAAAGAACAGCCCCCAAGAUUGGCCUCUCCGCAUCGCCAUGGUGGAAGCUCGACAAGCCUGCUCCGGUGCCACAGGCCGUAACGGUGGCCACAUUCGCCCGUCUUCGUAUGCAGAAUAUGAUCGAGCGAAGGGCUUCGUUUCAAAAGACGAAGCAGCAAGGAUUACGCGUAUGAGGGCCGCUCACAUCAACGCACUCAUAGCGGCAGCGAAUGAGCUAGAUGAUGAGGGGUUUGAGGCCUCAGAAGCGAGAGUCGUGGACAGCAUAGAGGCAGUUAGGCAGUUGAAUGUGCUUAAGAAGGAAGUGCCGGAUCUUGGGAUCGAGUUCACGGCUUUUGACCAGGAGGAAACGCAAAAUGCCGCAGGCAUAAUCACGGGUAGCUCGAAGGUCGCAGGCACCAUUUGGCCAUACCGAUUCGUCACGCAUAAAUUUAAGUCGCUCGUCGAUAAGUAUCCAUCCUUCUUCCUCGACAUAAAUAUGCCAGCUCUCAAUGUCUACUCAACCAACGCUGGCAAUGCAAUGCUUGAGGUCACAACAUCUCGCGGCAAGAUCCAAGCUCGCCAUGCGAUUAACGCAGUCACUGCUUGGAUUCCCCAUCUACUUGGUGGUGCUGAUAUUCCUAAAGCAGGAGAAUGGCCAUCGCUUACUGGAAAUGGUAGUUUAUCAACCGGCCGAGCUUGGUCUUUAUAUCGGGGUGGCUUGGAUUAUAUCGUACAAAUGCCACAGAAUGGAGAGUUCAUGUUUGGAGGUGGGUGUGGAGGAGAUGGCGCUGCGAACACUACCAAUGUCGACACCGAUGACAGUCUCCCUCCUAAUCACAGUAUGGCCGCGUAUCUUAACGGCGCACUACCAGGCUACGUAGGGUAUGACAAUUGGGGGCCUGAGAGAAGCGACUUCCCAUUCGAAAACAGUUCUUUUAUUUUUCCUGGGCGAACGAAGAGGGUCUGGACUAGCAUGGAAGGAGCAUCUUCCGACGGCAGGCCGCUCGUCGGUAUGAUUCCAACUAGUGUUACCCACCGAUCGGUUGGUGCUGUUACAACAAGUGCGCAAUGGAUUUCGGCGGCUUAUGAUGGAGAGGGCAUGUGUUUUGCAUGGCUUUGUGGACAAGCGCUUGCGUCUAUGCUGCUUGGUAGAGAGAAACGCAGCAACCAAACGCACCCAUAUUGGUUUCCUUUAUCGUUCGAGCUUACUGAGGAGAGAAUGAACAGCAGUAGUAGAGGUCGCUCAGCAGUAGGUAAAAGACAUGUGACAAGGAUGGUCACGGCAUUUGGAGGAAGAAACUAG
This is a messenger RNA of Bipolaris victoriae FI3, 1314 nucleotides long. RefSeq lists its product as hypothetical. The transcript has 3 exons. Gene Ontology annotation, molecular function: oxidoreductase activity. The record is from RefSeq and is a predicted model, not a curated record. The coding region runs from base 1 to 1314 and encodes 437 amino acids. Gene Ontology annotation, cellular component: cytoplasm. NCBI's taxonomy places the organism in Eukaryota, Fungi, Ascomycota, Dothideomycetes, Pleosporales, Pleosporaceae.